Molecule: messenger RNA, 4718 nt
Organism: Drosophila rhopaloa
Lineage: Eukaryota; Metazoa; Arthropoda; Insecta; Diptera; Drosophilidae
Gene: Socs16D
Exons: 9
Coding region: 278-3394 (1038 amino acids)
Biological process (GO): phosphatidylinositol phosphate biosynthetic process; intracellular signal transduction
Cellular component (GO): phosphatidylinositol 3-kinase complex
Molecular function (GO): 1-phosphatidylinositol-3-kinase regulator activity
Source: RefSeq, a predicted model, not a curated record
UGACGCUGAAAUGAAAUUGAAAAUCGAAAUCGAAAUUGAAAGCAGCGGCCGUGCAGCAAUUGCAAUUGCGAUGCGUGCAAUCAAUCCUGUCAACAAUCAAGUGCUUGCAGUGCUGAGCGCGCAGUGCAGCCAAUAGGAAUCAGAUCGGAAUCGGGAUUGCAAGUGGGGACAGGAUCGCAAUCGGGAAUCGGAUCGGAAGUCGUGAAUCGGAGGAAGGAGAAUCAACGAAAGAGGCAGCGAAAGCUGUUGCCUCUCACCUGAGUCUCUUGCCCGGAAAAUGGAAUCGUCCAUUAAGCUUAAGGACAGCAACUCCAACUGCAGCUCCAAUUCGAAUGGCAAUGUGGGCGGCGUCGGUGGCGGAGGCGUGUCAGGAGGCGGCGGCGGUGGAGGAGGCGUGUGCGUGUCCAGCAUCUGCAGCAGCGAUAGCUUCAGCAUCAUGCCACCGCCGCAUCACGAACUGGUCAGCGCCAACAGCAUCGAGCUGAAUGCGGCGGCCUCUUUGAGCGAUGACAGCGGUGUGCCCCUGACCACCAACAGCUCCAUCUCCAGCGGGGAUUCCUACCGGCUGGGCAUGUGCAAAUUCGAGAUUGAGAUGGUGGAGAGCGAUGGCGAGGUGUCGCAGUUCGAUUCGCUGGACAAUUGCUCGGAGGGCGGGAUGAGUGCCGAGAACUUCAAUACGCUGAAAAAGGGUCCGCUGGCGCCCAUCGAUCCGCCGCCCGAGUUCCAGGACUCGCCGCAGACCACCCUGGUGCGGUCGAUCUCCAAGAACAUAGUGAACAGCCUGCGUCGCUGGACCUCCUCGCAGUCGUCGUUCGAGCAUCUCAAGGACGACGCCGCCACCAUGGUGAGCGGCUUGGCAACGGCCGUCCUGCCCGAGGAACCGCAUCCGCAUCCGCCCAGCCAGGAGUUGGUCCUGCUGCUGGCCAAGGCCGAGUGCAAGCUGGACGCCCUGGACGGCCAGGCCCUGGGCCAGAUGAGUCUCAAGGAGUCGUAUGCGAUCAACAAGCAUCUGUACUCGAGCGACUCGAUACUGAACAGCCAUACGGACAACAUCUACGACGAGCCCAACAACAUUGUGAGCAGCUCGCUGGGCAACAGCGUCGAUCUGCUGGAGGAGGAGCAGUCGGAGGCCAGUAGCUGCUCCCCGCUGCCAUCGCCGCCGCCGCCCGUGUCCAUAGUGAAGAUCAAGCAGACGCUGUGUCCGUACUACCAGGACCACACCCGCUACUUCAAGGCCAUACCCACGGAGCAGGACAACAUAGCCAGUGCCAAGGCGGCGGCUGCCCAGCAGCGGUUCAACAGCGCCGGCCUGUCGGAGAUCCAUGACUACGACCUGUACUACGGGGCCAGGAGACAGCCGGUGGACAACAGCAGCCUGCAGCGACGGCAGGCCUCGCUGUACAGUCCGCUGGGCCACACCAGCCACUGUCACUAUCACCACAGCCACGGCCACGGGCAUGGGUACGGGCACGGGCAUGGGAACCACCAUCACCACCACCACCACCAGCCGGGCUACGGCUACAGCCAUGGCCAGCGGCCCAACUCGCGCAACUCGCUGAACAGCCGCCUGAGCAGCUCGCACAAUUCGCUGAAUGUCUCGUCGGCCAACAAGCCGGACGACUCCAUCUUCAUCACCCAGGCCAUGUCCCACGAUGCGCUGUUCACGCGCGAGAUCUCCGACUUCUACAACGUGCCCAUCGACUCGGACAUCUAUGCCUUUCCCGUGGACAUGAUCGAGCAGCAGCAGCAGCAGCAGUUGGUGCAGGAGCAGCAGCAGCAGCAGCAGAAGCCCACCGCUCCCACCUACCACAAGGCGAGCAGGCGGAACAAGCGGAACAAGCGCAAGCAGCGCUACGGAGGAUCGGGCACGGGCGCCGGCACGGAGACCAGCGACGGGGAUGGGGAGAAGAGCAAGCACGGCAAGUACCGGACGCCCGUGGGCGUGGUGGGCAUGGGCCAGGUCAGCGAGUCGGAGCCGUUGCACAUGACCCUCGACGAGGUGAAGCAGUUCUACCACACCCUCUACUCGGAUGCGGGCAAGCCCACGCCCAAGCCGAUGGUCAAGUCGAGCAACGAGACCAUUUGGAGUGUGUCGACCAAUACCACCACCACGACGGCGAGGACGCGGAGCAGUGUGGGCACCACCCGGGCAGGAGGUGGUCCCCCGGGAGCGGCCAAUGGAGUCGGCGGGGCGAGCAGUGAUGGCGGCGUUGGCGGUGGCAGUGGCAACAGUGGUGGCGGUGGCGGCGGUGGCAAGUAUCUGAGCAAGCAGAAUAAGCACAAUCUGGACAACGAUAAGCUCAACAACAACAAUAACAACAACAACCAUCAGCCAUCGCAACAGCAGCUGGAGAAGCCGCCGACGGAGCACCACAACCACAAUCAGCACCAGCAACCGCCGAACAACAAGCACGUCCUGCACUCGGAGAAGAAGUCGCAAUUCACGCUGAAUCUGAAGCAGCGUUUCUGCAGCAUCUUCCGCUUCCGGCGGAGCAACCAUAGUCGCUGCCGGGGAUCGGGUGGCAACCAGACGGGCACCCUUGCCAGUGCAAAUGCGAAUGCAGCCGCCACAGCGCCCCUGAUCCCGCCGGCGGCCGUGAUAACCAGUGCUCCGGGGACGGCGGGCCAAACCCAGUUGGCCACCGAACUGAACGGCGGCGUUGGCGGGACGUUGAUCACGGCGGAAGCGGACGAACCGAAUGCCGAUCUGCGCAAGAAGUUCCAGUCCCGUGCCCUGCCACCACUACCAAAGAAGGCUGCAGCCUAUGCCAUUGAAGCCGUGAAACCGGAACCGGAGGAGCCCAAGACGAACGUGGUCCAGGAGCCGCGUGCGCUGCAGUUCACCUCCAGCAUUGAGAAAGUCAAAGACUAUGGCUGGUACUGGGGUCCCCUGUCCAGCGAGGCGGCCGAGAAGGUGCUCUCCAGCGAGCCGGAUGGCUCCUUCAUCGUGCGCGACAGCUCCGACGACCACUACAUCUUCUCGCUGAGCUUCAAGCUGAACAACUGCGUGCGCCAUGUGCGGAUCGAGCAGGAUCAGGGAACUUUUUCCUUCGGCUCGUACGCCAAGUUCAAGUCGCAAACUAUCACCGAGUUCAUUGAGAAGGCUGUCGAGCAUUCGCGAAGCGGCAGAUAUCUAUUCUUUCUGCAUCGUCGGCCUGAGCACGGACCAAUGCGUGUGCAAUUAACCAAUCCAGUAUCUAGGUUUAAGCAUGUACAAAGCUUGCAGCACAUGUGCAGAUUUGUUAUACUAAAGGCGGUUAUACGAAAGGAUCUUAUACAGACAUUGCCAUUACCGAGAAGACUUCUAGACUAUCUUAACUAUAAGCACUGCUACUCCGAGCAGGUGGAGAGCGACAGUUCGCAUUCGCAGAUAUCUGGCGAUGGAACGAUGUAAGGAAGGGAAUACAAAACAGAAUGGAUUCGCUCGUGACAACAAAACGUAAACGAAAGCAACAGAAAUUAUUACCUUAAAUAAGUAGUAGAAUUUAACGAAACAUUAAACAACAGCGACAAAGCAAACAAACAAACAACCGUUAAAUGUUCUGUAUAACAAGAACAGCAAAAAAAAAACACCAAACAAAACAAAAAGUUACAUGAGUAAGCAAAGCGAAAAAAAUUGUUAGUUUUGCUAAAAAAAAAAACGAAAAACGAAAAACCAGGAGAAACCAAGAAAACAAAAUUCAAAACUCUGUUUAUUGAUCAUUUUUUUGUACUCGGUGCUAUACUAUAAAUAUUAACUAUUUAAUGAAAGGAACGCAGAAAAACCAGAAUAUGACGAUUAUAUAAAUUAAUUAUGCGUAGUCAAGUAAACGAAUAACAGAAUUGUACAUAAGUAUGUUUGAGAGCCAGUAAUCCAAGUCCCACCCACAACCAAAACCAAAACCACAACCCCCUCCCCUUUGGGCACGAAUCAGACAGAGAAAGAGACAAGGUCGUUGAUGUUUUGUGUAAUCAAUUAAUUACUUUUAUGCUUGCCUUUUAGCUGUGAUUUAAAUAAGUCGUCGAAUGUUGAAUGGAAGACGAUUUGCAGUUUGAUAUUUAAUAGAUUUGAUAUAGCCUAGCCCCCAUAUAGUUGAGGUUCUGUUACGCACACUCGAUCUGAAACCAUUUCGAAGCUGCUCAAUCAUCACAAUGCCAGUGCCCAAAGGUCCUUAAGCGAAAGGGAUCCCCCACAGGUGGAGAUCGAACAUGUAUAAACCAACCAUUAUUGUACUUUAGUUUAAUCCAUGUCAUGUACUCAAACGAAGUUGUUGAGAAUAGCAAUUAGUGGAACUCACACAGAUGAAUGAUGGGAAACCAACAACCAAUACUUGUAUUUAGAUUUAUUUGAAUUGUUAACUAAUUUUUGUUUUCGGCUUUGUUAUUUAUGUUUUAAGCGCAACUCUUUUGUACACUAUUGCGUAUGGUUUGUUUUUAGUUUGUAUUUAUAUAUAUUUUUUUCGUAAAAUUACGUAUACGAUAUAAGAAAACCUCCUCCAAUCCAAUCCAAUCCAAGCCAAGCCAAGCCAAAUUCGAGUCCGUCUUGGACUCUGCUCCUCCUUGAACAUUAAACAAACAAUAUUUGUCUAUGGAAAUUAAAAUAAACGAAUGACGAUAGAAAUACAAAGCAAUGCAGAUGAUAAGAGGGCGAGGAAGGGAAACGAACGGUCACAGCAAAUGAGCAAAACAACAAAGGCAAUAUAAAGAAAAUUUUUAAUAAUAAAAAUUAAACAAUGAAA